AUUUACGUCAUUUUGUAAAGAAUGGUGUACACGCGUCACGUAAACUAAAAUGGGAAAAAUAUCUGAAAAAGCAUAAACGUAACUCUUGAACCACAAUCUUGUUUUAGUCCCGAUCUACAAUAGGUAAUUUAAGCCCUUAAGAAAUUGAGUACUCUCUUCAUACUUGACUGUGAUUGGUCAAUAUGCGACGUGUACAUGGCACUUGUCACAACGAAGUGUGAAUUGAGGAUAUAAAAGGAACAUUACAUUGAAUCAUGGAUAGUGGUCAAACGAAAAAUACGAAUUCGCAGUUUAUAUCUUUUCACGAUUUCCCAUCGAUGAGCCAUGCCAGUAAUCUUGAGGGACAAAUGAAUACUGGGACUUCCACUCACCAGCCUUUCAAUAACCUGUCAAAUGAUUCUACAGGUAUCGGCAUGAUAGAAGACCUACAAGGAAUAAAUACCGAUAAAACAGACGCUGCUGCUCAACACAACUUUUGGAAAGUCGAAUAUUAUCAAAAAUUCUUCAACGUCAAUACAAACGAUGUCUUGGAAAGACUCAAGCGAUCCAUGGUACCACAUGGUAGCGAUAAUUAUCUUAUAACGCAUAUAAGACCAAAUCCAGAUUUGUACGGGCCCUUCUGGAUAUGUGUAACUUUAGUAUUUUCCAUUGCAAUCAGUGGGAAUAUGGCAAACUAUUUACAGACUGCCAGUUCUGCCAAGUAUCAUUGGAAGUAUGAUUUUCAUGUUGUUUCAUAUGCAGCCACUUGUAUAUUUUUAUACGCAUGGCUUCUACCAUUAGCCCUAUGGGGCGCAUUGAAAUGGACUUACAAUUCAAGAAAUACUGAAGAAGAGCUAAUUCAGUCUUACGCUGCCCCAGGACUUUUAGAACUUUUAUGUCUGUAUGGAUAUUCUUUAAGCAUUUAUAUUCCAGUAGCUUUUCUAUGGACAAUUCAAAUUGGUUGGUUGCAAUGGAGUUUAGUCAUACUAGCUACAUUUUUAUCUGGAGGAGUUUUGUUACGAUCAUUGUUACCAGUGAUUACAGGUAAACAUAGAAUUAUAUAUAUUGCUGUAAUUCUGGGUAUGCAUUUAUUGCUAGCAGCAGGAUUUAUGCUAUAUUUUUUCCAUGUGCCAUCAAAGAGCACUGUGCCAGUCAUGGCUGAAUUAGUAGCUUCCUCUACGCAAACCAAUGUAUUACAUAAAGCAGCACAAAAUAACAGUUAUGUAGGAUCUACAUCAUCUUAAAAUGUCAUCUAGAUGCAGAUCCUCAUGAUAGAUAAAUUUUGGAGACUAUUAGGGAGAAAUUUAUCUAUAUUCGCGCAUGUAUAUCAGAUAUUAUUUUAUUUAAAAGAAUAUUAUAUAUAGCGCCGACUUUUAUAUAUCUACUCGUUGAAUAAAUAUCGUGCUAAUUAUCUCAGCGUAUCGAUCUUCGUUGUAUGUAAAAUUAUAUUGUAAUAUUUAUAUUGUGAUUGAACUCUCGUAAUAAGCAAGUUAAGAAUAAAUAAAUUAAGAAUA
Messenger RNA from Camponotus floridanus (Florida carpenter ant), 1493 nucleotides. Its product is annotated as protein YIPF1. The transcript has 4 exons. Gene Ontology annotation, cellular component: Golgi apparatus; membrane. Bases 255 to 1223 code for a protein of 322 amino acids. The record is from RefSeq and is a predicted model, not a curated record. Gene Ontology annotation, biological process: vesicle-mediated transport. Gene Ontology annotation, molecular function: small GTPase binding. NCBI's taxonomy places the organism in Eukaryota, Metazoa, Arthropoda, Insecta, Hymenoptera, Formicidae.